Molecule: messenger RNA, 1842 nt
Organism: Theobroma cacao (cacao)
Lineage: Eukaryota; Viridiplantae; Streptophyta; Magnoliopsida; Malvales; Malvaceae
Gene: PTAC16
Product: plastid transcriptionally active 16
Source: RefSeq, a predicted model, not a curated record
GGCAUCCGAGUACUAAGAACUAAAUGGGCCUAAAUAAUAGUAACAUACGGAGAAGACUGGUUGAAUUGAAGGAGAGGGUCACCAUUUGACAUCCUCUUUUUUAUCCUUUUCAUUACAUAUCCAUGGCUCCAACUCUCACCUCCAAUUCAUUUCUCUUAACCACCACGCCCCGGUCAAGGCAAACCCUAACGAACCCAAGGUUCACAGUGUUUGCCAAAAGGGCCGGUCCGUUCCAGCUUGGAAAAGCUAAAGACAGUCCUGAAGAAGGCCAAACUGAAGAUUCAGGCAAUUCUACUUCUUUCCGUUUCAAUUUCGGCAAGGUACCUGACGUGAAAACUUUGGUCCCGCUCGUGAGUAAACCUUCUACGGGUAUAUCGUUUGGGAACGCAAGGAGAAAAGAUCCAGCCACUGUAUUUGUUGCGGGUGCAACCGGACAGGCUGGCAUUCGCAUUGCACAGACAUUGCUGCGUCAGGGUUUCACUGUUCGGGCUGGUGUGCCAGAGCUUGCUGCUGCCCAGGAACUGGCUCGUCUUGCUGCCCAAUACAAGAUCAUAUCCAAUGAAGAAUCAAAGCGCCUCAAUGCAGUAGAAUCUACCUUCGAAGAUGCAGAAUCAAUAGCCAAAGCAAUUGGCAAUGCCAGCAAAGUGGUAGUCACAAUUGGCCGUGGUGAAAAUGGUCCCACUUCCGAGGUCUCCACAGCAGAUGCCUUACAAGUUAUUGAAGCUGCUCAACUGGCUGGCGUAGGCCAUGUGGCAAUUGUCUAUGAUGGGAACCAAGCGGGUGCUUCAACUUAUAAUGUGCUUGAUGGUAUCACAUCUUUCUUUAGCAACCUCUUCUCUCAAUCUCAACCGUUGAGUCUACCCGAAUUCUUGCAAAAACUAAUCCAAACUGACGUUAGCUACACGUUAUUAAAGACAACCCUCAUAGAAGAUUAUUCAGCAGAGAGCCCUUACAAUAUUGUGGUGUCAGCUGAAGGCAGCAUUGGUGCAAACGCCUACAAAGUUGCAAAAUCUCAGAUAGCAUCUCUGGUUGCAGAUGUUUUCUCCAACACAGCUGUGGCAGAAAACAAGGUUGUUGAAGUUUUUACAAGCCCAUCAGCUCCAUUGAAGGGUGUAAAUGAGCUUUUCAGUGCUAUUCCGGAGGAUGGAAGAAGGAAGGCCUAUGCAGAAGCUCUUGCAAAGGCUAAAGCUGAAGAAGAGGCAACAGUAGCUGCUGAGAAAGCUCGUGAAGCGGCUGAAGCAACAAAGAAGCUGGAAGAGGAAGUGAAAAAGCUUUCGAAGCAAGAAGCCAGGGCUACUAGCCUAGCUGAAGAAGCCCAAGAGAAAGCAGAGGCUGCGGGGGCGUCGGUAGAAGGCCUCUUGAGUAAAGCUAGGGGCUUCAGCUCGGGACUCUCUUGGGAAAAAUUCAGUUCCCAGAUGGCAACUGCAGUUCAAAAACCUUCUGAUGAGGAGAAGCCUAAAGUGCAGAUUGCCACUGUCAGGGGACAAGCUAAGGCUAGAACGUUACCUUCCAAGAAAGCUGUUGUCAAGCAACCUGCUCCUAAAUCUUUUUUCCCAAAGCCGAAGGAGACACCGAAGACAAAGGCUAAAGAGACAGAGAAGACUGAAGUGAGGAAGGUCUUCGGUGGCCUGUUUCAGCAAGAAACCAUAUAUGUUGAUGAUGACUGAGACGAAAGAUUUGUAGCCAAUAUCUUUCCCCAGUCUGUCAGAUGAUUUUUGUGCAAAUGUGGUUCAAUAACAUCGUGUGUAAUUAUUGUUGGAGGCGUUAUGAGUCUAAGAAACAUGCACUGGCUUAAGGCUAUGUUAUUUAUUCUGUCGAAAUGUGAAGCAAUUUUCAUAGUUA